ACAAGGUGCUUCACGCGACCUGCACUGUAGUAACCUUGGUGUUAGAUAACAAACAACCAGCCAAAACAACACGAAAUGAACGUCCUAACGCGAAAUUUUGCACAAAAUUUGUUCAAAUACAAUGGUCGGGCCGGUCUUAUUCAAGCGGCCGCAAGGAACUUCAGCACGCCAGCGCUAGAUGGAAAGGAAAUAGAAAAACUGGUAAACAACAGUAAGGUGGUCAUUUUCAUGAAAGGUAACCCGGACGCACCGAGAUGCGGAUUCAGCAAUGCAGUGGUACAGAUUUUACGGAUGCAUUCGGUGAAAUACGACAGCCACGAUGUACUGCAGAACGAAGCCCUCCGGCAAGGCAUUAAGGACUUUUCGAACUGGCCCACGAUUCCCCAGGUUUUCAUCAACGGCGAGUUUGUGGGCGGAUGCGAUAUCCUGCUGCAAAUGCACCAGAACGGCGAGCUAAUCGAUGAGUUGAAAAAGGCUGGCAUUGAGAGUGCGUUGGCCAAGGAGGCCGAGAAGUAGGAAAUUACGUAGAAAUAAGGUCUGUGUGUGUGUUGGGAUUGCGCGGCAAUAAAACAAAUCUAUCUGAAAGCAUA
Messenger RNA from Anopheles funestus (African malaria mosquito), 590 nucleotides. RefSeq names its product glutaredoxin-related protein 5, mitochondrial (gene Grx5). NCBI's taxonomy places the organism in Eukaryota, Metazoa, Arthropoda, Insecta, Diptera, Culicidae. The record is from RefSeq and is a predicted model, not a curated record. The transcript has 2 exons. The coding region runs from base 76 to 516 and encodes 146 amino acids.